AAUGGAAUACCCAGAUGGGUACCUACUACGUAAGAUUAUCAACUAAGCAAGCUCUAUUUUCUUGGGACUCUAAACGUACUAGUACUAAAUUGAAAUUGUGCCAAGACUAAUUAUAAGUUAUAGCUACUGAUGGAUCUGGAUUUAAAAGUUCUAUUGGUGAUUAGGUAUGAAGAUUAAUACUUUAAGGAAUUCACUCCAGGUUAUAAAUAUUACUAUGAGAUUAAAAUCUUAAAGGGCAGUUUAAUUAAGAUUGGCGUAUGCACCAAGAAUGGGCUGUUCUAAGAUGUAAACUCAAUGCUCCACCUAAGCAAGCUUUCAGUGAUAACGAAGAAGGAUGGGCAAUCUAUAAUGGGGAACUGAGACACAAUUCUAAUUCCACUGGCAAUAAGUAUGGCAAAUAAUACAAGAAGGGAGACGUUAUAGGAGUUAUGCUGAAUAUGAUAGAUGUACAAACUCACUAAUUCAAUUUUAAAAGGGCUAAUUAUCUUUUUCAAUAAAUGGAGAGAAUUAAGGAAUUGCAUUUGAAUGCAAAGAGCUUAAAGAAGUUCCACUUUAUGCUGCCAUAGCUCCAAUUUAUAAGGAAGAUGGUAUAGAAUUGCUAAUGGCGGUUAGAGAAGAUUGA
Molecule: messenger RNA, 622 nt
Organism: Paramecium pentaurelia
Lineage: Eukaryota; Ciliophora; Oligohymenophorea; Peniculida; Parameciidae
Source: the annotation of a GenBank genome assembly